Messenger RNA from Haplochromis burtoni (Burton's mouthbrooder), 3424 nucleotides. RefSeq names its product RUN domain containing 3Ab (gene rundc3ab). Gene Ontology annotation, cellular component: cytosol. NCBI's taxonomy places the organism in Eukaryota, Metazoa, Chordata, Actinopteri, Cichliformes, Cichlidae. The coding region runs from base 291 to 1574 and encodes 427 amino acids. The transcript has 11 exons. The record is from RefSeq and is a predicted model, not a curated record.
UGAUGAAGUCAGAAAAGUGGGCGGAGACAGAAAGAGGGGGCUCGAGCAGACACAAUUCAGUCCCGUGAGCAGGUCACAGAAGUAAACAUAAAAACAAAGCCCACGCUCCGCGCGCUCUGGUGUGUCUAAUGUGUCGAGCAGUUUCCUCCGUCGUCUCACAAAGUGCCGCCGCUGUCUGUCAGCGGCUUUGACGCGGGCCGCCAGCAUCCUCUCCGGCAUCCACAAGUGAAUGAGGAGGGCCGGUGGCCCACAGGGAGGGGUCGUUUGCUUCCAGGGCUGCCUCCUCCUGGAUGGAGCAGGCAGCGAUGGCCAUGGGAGAUGUCUCGAAAAAAGCAUCGACUCGGAACCUCGCGGUGGAGAGGAAAAACCUCCUCACGGUCUGCAGGUUUUCAGUUAAGACCCUGCUGGAGAAAUACACGGCCGAGCCCAUCGAUGAUUCAUCAGAAGAGUUUGUCAAUUUCGCCGCCAUCCUUGAACACAUCCUCAGCCACCGUUUCAAAGGCUCUAGUAGCUGGUUCGAUGGUCAGAGGAGUUACUGGGACUAUAUCCGCCUGGCUUGUGCUAAAGUCCCCAACAGCUGCAUUAGCAGCAUUGAGAGCAUGGAAAACAUCAGCACCUCACGAGCCAAGGGCCGAGCCUGGAUGAGAGUAGCUCUGAUGGAGAAGAGGCUAUCUGAAUACAUCGCCACUGCUCUGAGGGACAGCAGGACAACCAAGAGGUUCUAUGCAGAGGGAGCCAUCAUGUUAAGAGAAGAAGCUACAGUGCUAACAGGGAUGCUAAUAGGUCUUGGAGCUAUAGACUUUAGCUUCUGUUUAAAAGGGGAGGCCCUGGAUGGGAAAUCUCCUGCAGUGAUUGACUAUACUCCAUACUUGAAAUUUACACAAAGCUAUGAUUACCUGAGCGAUGACGAUGAUCGGCAGAGUGUUGACAGCAGCGCGAGUGACGACAGCGUCCCUGAACAUCCUUACAUCCCCCUGGUCACAGACGAGGAGAGCUGGAGCACAAAGUGUCGCAAGAUGGAGCAGAGGUUCAAGAUUGUCAAUGCACAAAAGGGUUACCUGGAGGAGCUUGUGCGUCUGCGUGAGUCACAGCUGAAGAACACAGAGAUGGAGAACAAGAGGCUAAAGGCCCGGCUGGAGGAGCUGCAGACCCAGAGCCAACAGGAGAAAAGGGAACUAGAGGCCAUUGUCUUGGAGCUUCAGGAGCAACUGACAAGCUUGAUUCCGUGUGACUCCAACCACUUGGCGAAAAACCUCUCAAUCCCACUCGUCAACCAGUGGCCAACGCUCGAGCCGUUCGACAGCCAAGAGGACUUGAAGCUGUUUCGCAGGAGGAGUUUUCCAAGCACAGAGCUGCUGUCAGUGGAGGUCAGCCUGGAUUCUGACUCUCAGAGGACUCAUGAGAAACAGAAUGGGAGGGCCUGGUGCACAGAAAAGGACUACACCCCCUCCAUGAUGGGCCUGUGUGGGUCCUUGGCGUCCUUCCCAAGCUGCAAAUCUCUGACUAGCCUGAAGUCCAGCGAGUGCCUGGUCAACAUCAGCACAGAGAACAGUCCUGCCCUCUCUCCCAGCUAGGGGGCACCAAAGAAACACUGCCAAGAAACAUUAAGACGCUCCGGCGUGAAAAUAAAACGACUGUUCUCGGUGGGCGGACAGAUGCUUGACAGACUUGAGUCCCUUUACUUUUAAAACCCAGCACUCUCUCAGCUUACACCUGUUGUGGAAGAGCAGCCUGCACGCUCUCUGGGCUUGUGCAGCCAAGAUACAGGAGCAAGCUGCCGCACUGCCUCAUGGCCUCCUACAGCGUCAUUGCCUUUCAUUGUCGUGACAUCAUUAAGCCUCCUGCACUGUAAAGCAGCUGGUUUAAGUCUGACCCUCCUUCACUUACAGUCACCCAUCUGAACCGGUCACCUUCAUCGAAGCUCGCUGUAGGGUCGUUCUGUGUGUCGCUGUCCUUUUGUCUGUGUCUUAUCGAUCUGUCAGCCUAUCUUACUCUGCCUGUUGAAUAACACUCACAAGAUGGGUGAGCUGCUAUAUCCUUAUGGAGAAACAGCCCUAUUAUAUACUGUUACAGGAGCAUGAAAAGAUUUUAGAACAGAAGCUUUUAAUGUGGCGAGUCAGAUGGUUUAUGAUGAAGAUUAUUUAAAAAAAUAAAUAACAGAAGCUACUUUAUGAUAUUAAAAUCAAUGACAGUUUAGACCUUAUUCAAUCAUACGCUAGGUUAGACACACAGGCUACAGAGAUGCCACAGUGUGAACAUUAAAAAAAAACAGAAAUCUGUUGCAUACAAACGCAGAGUUUAUUGUGACUAUGCAGAAUGAGUGUUGUCCUUGUCUUUUUCUACAAACCUAGCUUGAUAGAAUAGUUUGAGCAGGAGAGAAAUAGUGAAUGUGCAACAUGCGUAUGCCAUUUUUUUUCUUUCUGUGAGCUUUCCUUUUCUGUUACAGUUACGUCCACGACAUACUCACCUGUGUCAGUCACACAUGUGUAAAUUGCUUUUUAAUGCGGCGUUUUUGAGAGUUGGGAAACGUUUAAAACUGCAAUAAAACUGCCUUUUUUUGAAACAUUAAAUGUGCUUAUGUAUUUAAUGGAUAUACCAUCAGCAUAUCUACCGCUUCGAUCCAGGCUGAAAUCGCUCAGUUCCUAUCCUAUGAGAAUAGUUCCUCUAAGCACUACAGCUAAUCCUCAGGGAUGCUUUCUGUUGCGCCACCAGCAGGUCAGAGUUUUAAAUGGCGAGUGAAGAAUCUAUAAUCUAUUAGAUGGACUGUCAUAGCAUUUUGUACAGACAUUAAUCAAGGUGCUGGGAUUAUCUACCACACUGUUGUACAUUAUCCCCUGAUUUAUAUAAUUACUAAGUACUUUUGCAUGAAUUGUUCUUUUAGCUUCUGAGUUCUCCCAAAUAUUUUGUAGCACCAUAAGGUUGACAAAUCUGAUCUCUGAUAAAAUUUGGACAUCAUGAUAUCGUGUUACCUAGACUUUCCUGCACAUAUUGUCCAUGAUCUGACUGCACUUAGACUACACCUAUCCAGUGACAUGUUGAUUUUGGCAUAAUGGGUUGUUUUAAUACUCAGACACAAAUGGGGGAAAAGAACGUACAUAUCAUAAAAAAGAAUCUGGUCCUUAGCAGGUCUUAAAAUUGGGUAUAUACAACCUCAUGUUAAACCCACAGCAGGUUACUAGCAAUAACAAAAAACUUUUUUCAAUGAAAAUUAAGAAAAACAAAUCUUUUUUUCACAGUCAGUCGCUCCCCAAUCUCAACAACAGACCAAUGACCAUUUCACUGCAACCAAUCAAAAGCACACUAAGUGAUCAGACACCAUCAAUGAGUUCCACACCUAAUUAGUUUUACUGUAGCCCAUGAAAAACAGAGACCAGGCUGAAUAAAAUCAAUAGGAUUUGUAACGAGGAAGCAAGCAUAUAUUCAA